Messenger RNA from Helianthus annuus (common sunflower), 852 nucleotides. RefSeq lists its product as uncharacterized. The transcript has a single exon. Lineage: Eukaryota; Viridiplantae; Streptophyta; Magnoliopsida; Asterales; Asteraceae. The record is from RefSeq and is a predicted model, not a curated record. Bases 1 to 852 code for a protein of 283 amino acids.
AUGAAUCAAAUGUUAGAGGAUGGCCCUUGGUUGAUAAGAAAUGUUCCGAUAAUUUUGAAGGAGUGGUCAGCUUCUGUCAAGAUGGAAAAAGAGGAUAUUAGGGUUGUCCCAGUUUGGGUCAAGAUGCAUGAUGUUCCGUUAGCGGCAUUUACUGAGGAUGGUCUUAGUUUGGUUGCAUCUAAGAUAGGGGUUCCAAAGAUGUUGGAUUUGUAUACUGCCACGAUGUGUGCUGAGUCUUGGGGUAGAAGCAGCUAUGCUAGAGCUCUCCUUGAAGUGCAGGCGGAGACUGAUUUGAAGAGGAGUGUAACUGUUGCAAUCCCAUCUUUAGAUGGUGGUGGUCAUUCUAAGGUAGAGGUAAUCGAUUAUGAUUGGGAGCCUUUAAGGUGCUCCUCUUGCUGCGUGUUUGGUCAUGAAGAUAGCUCUUGCCCAAAGAACCCUCAGGUUGUUUCGAGUGGGGAUUCUGGGAAGAAAAGUGAUGAUUUUCAGGUUGUGGGUGCCAAGAAGAAGAAAGCUACUAACCAAGGUAUUCAUAUGAAAAAUCAGAAGCCUAAGUUAGUGUAUAGACCAGUUGUAAACCCUAAACCAAACUCGUCCUUGAGGAAGCUGACGAAUAAUCAGGUAGCAACGUCAAACCCCUUUGAUAUCCUUAAGGACGAUGAUGGUGGUCAGGGAGGUAGUACUGUGGGUCGUCUGGAGAAGAAGGCCAUGCAGAAUUAUGACAAGCAGGAUUCAGAUGAGGAGGAGGUCGUUGAAGUCUACAAUGAAACUAAUGAAUUUAUGACUUUGGGAACACAUCCUUCAUCUUCUAGAGCAAGGGCAAGCAACUCCUCCACAAAGGGUUCCAGUGGCUAG